This is a messenger RNA of Pteronotus mesoamericanus, 3026 nucleotides long. RefSeq names its product activator of basal transcription 1 (gene ABT1). Gene Ontology annotation, molecular function: RNA binding. The transcript is spliced from 3 exons. Gene Ontology annotation, biological process: endonucleolytic cleavage in ITS1 to separate SSU-rRNA from 5.8S rRNA and LSU-rRNA from tricistronic rRNA transcript (SSU-rRNA, 5.8S rRNA, LSU-rRNA); small-subunit processome assembly; endonucleolytic cleavage to generate mature 5'-end of SSU-rRNA from (SSU-rRNA, 5.8S rRNA, LSU-rRNA). Gene Ontology annotation, cellular component: nucleolus. NCBI's taxonomy places the organism in Eukaryota, Metazoa, Chordata, Mammalia, Chiroptera, Mormoopidae. The record is from RefSeq and is a predicted model, not a curated record. Bases 36 to 863 code for a protein of 275 amino acids.
GCUUUACGGCUCUAGAGCUUCACGUCUCGGCAAACAUGGAGGCAGAGAAGUCGGAGAAGGAACCGGUAGAGCGGGAGACUCUGGAAGGCGGAGAUCGGGAACCAGAGGCGGCAGAGGAGCAGGAGGAAUCCCGAGAGGCGGCUGGCGGCGCCAAGAAGCGGGUGGUGCCGGGCAUUGUGUACCUGGGCCACAUCCCGCCCCGCUUUCGGCCUCUGCACGUGCGGAACCUAUUCAGCGCCUACGGCGAGGUGGGGCGCGUCUUCUUCCAGCCCGAGGAGGGGUUCGUGCGGCGGAAGAAGAAGGCAGCGGCAUCCUCGGCCGCCGGAGGGAAAAAGCGAUCCAAGUACAGCAAGGACUACACCGAGGGCUGGGUGGAGUUCCGGGACAAGCGCAUAGCCAAGCGUGUGGCCGCCAGCCUGCACAACACGCCCAUGGGUGCCCGCAGGCGCAGCCCUUUCCGUUAUGACCUGUGGAACCUCAAGUACCUGCACCGUUUCACCUGGUCCCACCUCAGCGAGCAUCUUGCCUUUGAGCGCCAGGUGCGCAGGCAGCGCCUGAGAGCAGAGGUCGCCCAGGCCAAGCGUGAGACUGACUUCUAUCUUCGAAGUGUGGAGCGGGGGAAGCGCUUCCUUGCGGCUGAUGGGGACUCCGCCCGCCCGGAUAGCUCCUGGGCCUUUGCCCAGCGUCCUACUGAGCAGGAGCUGAGGGCCCGGAAGGCAGCUCGGCCAGGGGGUCGUGAACGGGCUCGACUAGCUAAUGCUCAGGACCAGGCCCGCUCUAACCGAGGGCUCCUGGCCAGGAUCUUUGGAGCCCCACCGCCCUCAGAGAGCAUGGGGGGACCCUCGGUGGUCAGGGACUCUUGAGGGGCAGGGAGACCCCUUCAUCCCCUACCUAACCCAGCCCAGAGCUCUGUCUACCUGAUAAUGGCUUGUGGUCUCUCAGACCAGGAGUCUCUGGUGAGUAUCCAGGCAUGGUUUUGUGGGCCUUGCCCUCCAGCUCCAUCCAUGCCAGGCUGAAGCACCUAAUUCAUACACGUAGCGUGAUUAUGACUCCUGCAGGUGCUUGUUUUGUCUCAUUUGAUUCUUGGCUGCCUGCUUCUGCCCAUUGCUGCGCUCUGCAAACCCCACUUCCUGAGCCCAGGAGAAGCCUUACACCCAGGAGGCCACGGGUACGGGCAGCAGCGACGGCCUUUCGUUUAGGAAAGAUUCACGGGGAUGGGGCUUAAUGGGGUGGGACUGGCUGGGGAACCAUCUUCCAAAUGUAUUUAUAGAAAAGUGUGUGUUUGAUACAGCGUUGGACUCGGGGGACAGUCAUUAGAUAACUUAAAACUUCCAUCUCCUGUGUCCCAUGGACUCAACUGCACUCCAUCUGCUCUGGUCUCAGAAUUCAUUGAACCUGGACCCCUUUCUAUCUGCCUUAUUAAUUUUUUAGCCCAUUUUGUCAGUUACCUCACUAUUUGCUGAGGCACUGGAUGAGCAUGUGAGCAACAGCACGUAACACAUGGUCCUUGGCAUUGAGAGGCGUCUGGACCGCUAGGAAAGGGGUGAUGUUUCAGGGAUAAAUGUGCAGAGGUGCCUCUGGCCUUGUGGUGGACGUGUGGUGUGUAAGGGGUGGAGUGGGGUUGUGGGAGGGUUGGUGACACCAAAUGGAAUGUGAAAAAAGCAUUUUUUUACCAAGUUUUCCAAGUCCUUCCUGAAAGGUGAACAGAAGUCUGAAGAGCCUGGUGAACUACAGUUGGAAACAAAGUUCCUUGGAUGGAGUGUUGGAUUGGAACCAUUUCAAAGGUGUGGGCACUGUGAUUCCUUCAGGUGCACCUCUGUGUUAGGGCUAAGACAGGAGGGCCACAGACAACACGCAGAUCAGCCCAGAGACAGUCGGUGUAAACCGCUGACGUCUAAAAGGGUGUCACCGUAGCGAAGAAGUCAGCACGCCGCCUCAUAGAGACUGGACUCUGGUCAGAAUCCAGAUACCAUAACUGGACAAAUGUGGUAAAAGAUCGAAGUUUAACUAAAUUUAAUAGUAAUGAAAAAAAACCUUUAGUAAUCCAGUAAUAAAAAUGUUUCUUUGACCAAAUGAGGGGCAUCCAGAUCAUGUUACAAAUCUCAAAAUUAAUUGUGAAGCUUUAAAAUAUUCUAAUUAAAAUCAAGAAUGAAGGGAGAUUAUUACAACUAUUCAUACACUUUUCAAGAAAUCCUGGUGAUUCAGAGAUGAAAAUGAAAACAAAAGAAAAAAAAAGAAAUUGAUAUUAUUUGCAGCUAAUAUUUCAACAUGUCUCCAGAAGAUUGGUUUUGUUGCUUAUUUGCACGUUAACUACAUAAAAAAAGUAGCAUCCUGGUGCACCAGGUAAGAUGCCACCUACACGAAAGACUACAUUCAAAUAGGAACCUGUGGGCAACGAGCAUAGCAGAUGCUCCCAACAGCUGUACAGGACUGGGCGAGCAUUCACUGCCGUUGUAUGGACAUCAACCCGAAUUUGCACCAGUAAGGGCAUGGGUAAGUCGAUGCUAUGUAGUAGAGUGCUGUACAAGUGUUUAAAAGUUUACUUGAACAACAGGUUCAUUUUUUAAAAAGAUGCAAGUUUAAGAAGUCUGUGAACAGUGUAGUAUCUGACAUACUGAGCGUAAGUAUCUUCGUAGGAUUCCUGUACCUACAUACUCAGUGAAAUAUGCCAUUUCUGGGACUGGUAACCAGGGUGGCAGAAAGCCGAGGUGAGCGGGGCGUCUGGAGAGUCCCAUGGAGGGCGUCCCAUGGAGGGCAUCAGCUCUGGCUGGAAUUUAUUUUCAUUAAAAACAGGUGGCAGGGGACAGAAUGUUACGGUACAAUCUUUAACUUGAAUACUCACAUACGUCAUUUUGUGCUAUUUGUCAAUUACAGUAUUUUACAAUAAUUUUUAAAUGAGCUAUUGCCAGGAAUAAAAUAUUUUUAUUUACUGUUUAUCCAGUGCCUAAAUGAAACUUCAUUAGAUGAUUCAGUUGGUUACUUGGUCUGUAAAACCGGGGAAGAUCCUAGUCUGACUCAGUGAACAC